Acanthosepion pharaonis is the source of this 945-nucleotide messenger RNA. NCBI's taxonomy places the organism in Eukaryota, Metazoa, Mollusca, Cephalopoda, Sepiida, Sepiidae. The record is from the annotation of a GenBank genome assembly.
AUGACGAAAUUUCUUCAUAUCUUUAUCGGCUGUGGUUUUCUUUUACCUUCAACUUUUUUUUAUAAUUUCUUUCUUUCUCCUAUUUCUUUUUUUUUCUCUUUCUUUCUUUCUUUCUUUCUUUCCUUCUUUCUUUCUUUCUUUCUUUCUUUCUUUUUUUUUUUCUUUCUUUCUUUCUUUCUUUUUUUCUUUCUUUUGUUUUCUCCAUUUGUUACUCGGUGUUUCUAUUCCCCACACCCUGAAUAUUUUUUCCUUCUUUUUUUAUUCACUCUUAACUUUUCUUUGUACCUUCCUUUCCUUCUUUCUUUUACUUCUACUAAUCUCUUCUCUUUCCUUGUCUUAUUUAUAACACUUCUGCCUCUCCAUUUUUCUUUAUUUCCUUUCGACUUUUUUUUCUUUCCUUCCUUCCUUCUUCGUUCAUUCGUUCGUUUCUUCGUUCCGUCCUUCUUUCCUUCCUUCCUUUAUUUCUUUAUUCCUUGCUUCCCCCUUUCCUUCCUUUUUCAUUCCUUCCUUCCUUCCUUCUUUCCUUCCUUCCUUUAUUCUUUUCUUCUUUCCUUCCCUCUUUCCUUCCUUUUUCAUUCCUUACUUCCUUUAUUCCUUCCUUCCCUCUUUUCUUCCUUUUUCAUUCCUUCCUUCCCUCUUUCCUUCCUUUUCAUUUCUUUCUUCCUUCCUUUCUUCCUUCCUUUCUUUAUUCCUUCCUUCCUUUAUUCUUUUCUUCCUUCGCUCUUUUCUUCCUUUUUCAUUCCUUCCUUCCUUCCUCUAUUCCUUUCUUCCAUCCUUCCCUCUUUCCUUCCUUUUUCAUUCCUUCAUACCUUCCUUCCUUUUCAUUCCUUCAUACCUUCCUUCCUUUAUUCCUUCCUUUCUUCCUUUCUUCCUUCCUUUAUUCCUUUCUUUCUUCCUUUUUUCCUUCCUUCCUUCCUUCAUGUUUUCCUUACCUCCUCCCACUAA